This is a messenger RNA of Lichtheimia ornata, 2025 nucleotides long. RefSeq lists its product as uncharacterized. The record is from RefSeq and is a predicted model, not a curated record. Gene Ontology annotation, molecular function: transmembrane transporter activity. The transcript is spliced from 7 exons. Gene Ontology annotation, biological process: transmembrane transport. Bases 1 to 2025 code for a protein of 674 amino acids. Lineage: Eukaryota; Fungi; Mucoromycota; Mucoromycetes; Mucorales; Lichtheimiaceae.
AUGGACAAUGUACCAAAGUUAUCGGUCCCAUCAACUGAAGGAUCGGCAAGCACUACAGAGGAUGAGGAUAAUGAUACCAAUUAUGAUACCGACGCGACUAUGGAUGAAACACCUCCACCAAGACGAUCGAGUAGUGCCGAUACGUUAGUGAAUGCUGCCAUUAAGAGCCACCAAGAAGCUGAAGGACAUCAUCGCCAUGGAGGAUUUAAUCGUCAAUUAUCGGAAUCACUUGGUUUGAUCCAGGGUAUCUUGAAUGGACGACGUUUAUCACAUCACCCUCUACAUGGAUCACGACCCUCCAAUGUUGGCUUUGAAGCCUUGCAUGAUAAAGGACCUUGCCAUGAUCACCUUGAGAAAUCAGAUGAAGAGCAUAGUAAUGGGAUCAACAUCAACCAUCGUGGCAGCGUAUUGGGGAGCUUAUUGCAAUUGGAAUCCCACUUGGCACAAAGAAGAUCGAGCACGAGAUCCCAAAAGAGAAAGUCAAAGAGGAGGCAAGGAUCUGUCAAACGUGACCGAGGUGGCACACCAUUGGUAGAAUUGGCAAAGAAAAACAAAUCAUCGCCUAAUCUAUCAUCACGACAAUGGCUGUAUCAUGUCACUUCGAGUGACCAUGUUGUCCCAAGUCUCAACAAACGACGUAAAAAACGCCCUGGUACUUCACGCGCCAAUAGCAUCAACUCGCAGGCAUCCCAAUUUGAGCCAAUCACUGUCGCCGAUCGUGUUCGUAUUGCAUUUGAAAUUGCCAACAUCUUGCAACGACAAUCAUUCUUGUAUCGCCUUUCAAAAGCACUUAUGCAUUAUGGAUGUCCUGCUCAUCGACUUGAAUACAUCCUUAAACAAGUUUCCGACACGCUCAAUGUGGAUGCUGAAUUCGUUUAUAUACCCAACAUCAUGAUGAUCAACUUUUUCGAUCCAGGCACCCAUACCACCGAAACGCACUUUAUCCGCCAAUCACUUUUAUUUGACAUGCACAAGCUGGGAGAGGUUUUUCGACUAGAAAAGCUUGUGGCCCAUGGCGAGGUCACUGUUGAUGAAGCGCUUGAAUUUCUCGACAAGGUGUCUGAGGAUCCACAAUUUUAUCCUGCGUGGCUCAAUCCCGUCAUUUAUGCGGUUAUCAGCUUGUGUGGUUGUGUCAUGUUUUUUGGAGGGCGUUGGAAAGAGGCAGGGUUAUCGGCUGGUUUAGCAAUCUUUUUUGCUGUAUAUGAGCUUUUCAGUGAACGCUUUUGGGGAUUCCAGCCAAUAUGGGAAAUCACUGUUUGUAUCAUUAUUGGAUUCGUGUCUCGAGCAUCCACACGAUGGGGCUUUUGCUUUAUACCCACGGCUUUUGCAUCCUUUAUUGUGAUCCUUCCUGGCUAUGUGAUUGCUAUUGCUAUCAUUGAACUUGUAUCACGUCAAUUGGUCAGCGGUGUGGUUCGCAUGGUCUAUGCUAUCAUUUACUCGUUCUUGCUCGGCUAUGGUGUUUCUAUGGGAUCAUCUCUCUAUGUCACGGUUGAUCGUCACACAUCUACGGAAGCAGCUCCUUAUUGCCAAAUCACUGCAAAUGCCAAUACAUGCAUCGUGGCCGAAUCCCAAUAUUACCUUUUCCUAACGGUGCCUGUGUUUGCUCUCGCUUAUUGUAUUCUUUUACGCAAUCGUCCAGCUCGGUGGCCGGUAGUCAUAUUUAUUUCAAUCGUUGGAUUUUGUAUGAAUUGGCUGUUCUCGUGCGUAGUCGAUGCACCACAACAAAUCAUCCAAGUGGUACCAGCAUUUGUGGUAGGGUUGCUAGGCAACCUUCUUACCAAGCUUACGGCAAGGAUGUCAUUCGAUGCAGUGCUUGUGGCGAUAUUUUAUCUUGUACCUGGAAGCUUGGGAUUGAAAGCGGCAAUUGGGCUUUUCGGUGGAAACCAAAAUGAAUACAUGUCCCAAGGUGGCUCUUUUGCACUUAGCAUGAUCGAAGCAUCUAUUGGCAUUGCAUUGGGUCUUUGCAUUGCCAACUUGCUGGUAUAUCCAAAAGGGGCACAACAUACACCAUUGAUGAAUUUUUGA